Messenger RNA from Exophiala bonariae, 801 nucleotides. RefSeq lists its product as uncharacterized. Lineage: Eukaryota; Fungi; Ascomycota; Eurotiomycetes; Chaetothyriales; Herpotrichiellaceae. The transcript is spliced from 11 exons. Bases 1 to 801 code for a protein of 266 amino acids. The record is from RefSeq and is a predicted model, not a curated record.
AUGCCCGUCGCAAUUGUUACAGGCGCCUCCAGAGGACUUGGCAGAGCAAUCGCCCUGAGGCUCGCCGAUGAUGGCUUGGAUGUCGCUGUCAACGACAUCCCGCCGCAAUCUGGCGACCUUGACAAGGUGAAAGUAGAGAUUGAGCAAAAGGGCCGACGGUCAGUCUGUGUAAUCGCGGACGUCACGAAUGAAGAAGAAGUCAAGAAUAUGGUUGCGACGACGGUGGAGACACUCGGCGAGCUCACUGUCCUUGUCGCAAAUGCCGGUAUCGUCAUCCCAAAGCCGUUGAUCGAGACCGAAUUGUCAGAGUUCAGGAAGGUCGUGGAUAUUAACAUCACGGGCGUAUUUCUCUGCUACCGAGAAGCAGCGAAGCAAAUGAUUGCACAAGGGAAAGGAGGUCGUAUUAUAGGGGCUUCGUCUCUGGCAGGCUUUCGACCGUCUCCAGGAGCCAUAUCAUAUCCAACAAGCAAAUGGGCAGUGCGUGGUUUGACUCAAAGUUCCGCGAUGGAGCUGGCCCCCUAUGAUAUUAAUGUCAAUGCGUAUUGUCCCGGACCGGUAGAUACACCUAUGUGGGAAGUCCUAGACGAAGCCAUCGGUAAAAAGCAAGGCCUGGCCAAAGGAGUUGCCUUUGAAAAAUCCGUCGAAGCACGCUCAGCGUUCAAAAGAGCAUCGACACCCGAGGAUGUUGCAGCGUUGGUGAGCUUCCUGGCCGGCCCGGACUCGAGAAAUAUCACAGGGCAAAGUCUCCUGGUAGAUGGCGGUAAGAAUUCUAGUGGUCUUUGCUGCACGCCCAGUCUCUGA